Dermacentor silvarum is the source of this 2695-nucleotide messenger RNA. RefSeq lists its product as uncharacterized. The coding region runs from base 103 to 1266 and encodes 387 amino acids. The record is from RefSeq and is a predicted model, not a curated record. Gene Ontology annotation, cellular component: chitin-based extracellular matrix. Lineage: Eukaryota; Metazoa; Arthropoda; Arachnida; Ixodida; Ixodidae. Gene Ontology annotation, molecular function: structural constituent of chitin-based larval cuticle. The transcript is spliced from 4 exons.
GUUGUCUCGAACGUGAAAGUUGUUUGUUUACGAUAUUUUCACGUGUCGAGGACGUGUCAUCCAACGGGUGCGGCGGCCAGCGCUACCUGAUAUCGGCUCACAAUGAAAGAGCAGCUCGCGAUACUGUCCCUGCUUAUCGGAUCAACCUGUGCCGGCCUGGCGCGGGUGGCACCACCGGCCGAAAUUGGCACCAGCACGCAGUUCCGGAACGAGGACGGCUGGGGCAACUACAACUUCGGCUACGACGAAGACCACACGUCCGGCGGCUCGUUCCGGCGCGAGACCGGCACUGCGCUGGGCGCCAAGACGGGCUCGUAUGGCCUGCGCGACGCUGACGGUCGCGUGCGCGUCGUCAGCUACGUGGCCGACGAGCUGGGCUUCCGAGCGUCGAUCUCCACCAACGAGCCCGGAACCGCACCAUCGACGCCUGCCGACGUCACUAUAGGCGCUAUGGAACAAGGGCCAGUGGCACCAGCAGUACCAGUAGCUUCACCGGCUCCAGCUGGCUACGGUGCUCCGGCACGCGUCGCUUUCAAUGCGGCACCCGCUGCUCGCCCGGCCUACUCUUCGCCGGCGCCAAUCGCUCCACUCUCCUACGGUGCGCCGUCACCCUUCGCCUUCAAGUCGGCACCCGUGGGUCCACCGUCGUACGCUGCCCCCUCACCAUUCGCGGCCAAAGCCGGGCCCGUUGGGCCGGCGUCCUAUGGUGGCCUGGCACCAGCACCCUUCAGGUCAUCCCCUGCUGGACCAGCCUCCUACGGGAAUCUGGCACCAGCACCAUUCGGGGCAUCACCUGCUGGACCAGCAUCCUACGGUAAUCUGGCGCCAGCACCCUUCGGGGCAUCGCCUGCUAGACCAGCGCCCUACGGUAACCUGGCACCAGCACCCUUCGGGGCAUCGCCUGUAGCGCCCGCGGCCCACGGGCCUCCGGCUCCCGCUACUUACAAGGCGGCACCGUUUGCUCCCACUGGUUAUGGACCAUCCGCGCCUGCAGCGUCACCUUUUGGCGCUCCCGUGAGGCCCUUAUCCGGUGCUGGUGCAGUUGCGACGCCGGUUGGCCACCACUAUGUCUACAGACAGGACAACUUUGUGACCAUCCCCGAUGCUGGGAGGCCGUACGCAGCGCAGCCAUCGCCGCACGCCUAUCCCGGGGCGUACUCCUCUCCGCACGCGGGACCUGCGGCUCACGUGACCACGUCGCACGCCUACGGCCACAAGAUUGCGCACCCGCUAGGCGGAGGUUACCACAGUUACAUGACCUGGUGAAAUAAAUUACGCGGUUGAUCGUCCAACGGCGAAACGUCGAUUGCGGGUUGUGUAGGACCAGGGAGGGUACCUCGGCGAAUCGUCGAUUACAAGCGAACAAGAAGACCUUGCGGGUUUUACAGGGCUAGGGAGGCUACCUCGAAAGCGAUAAAGUCAUUAGUGUGCUAGAAACUGUGUCAGAAGCAUUGUAAGUCUCGCGGCAUGUGACUGUUAAUGCCUUUUUUUUUUAGAUUGUUAUUUCGAGAGCUUAGUGGAGCGAAGUGACGGCGCCCCCAUCCCCAAGUUUUAGCGGUCAAAUACUCAGCGAUACCGAUUGCUUUACUUGGAGAAAUGCGGAGGAAGUAAAGCUACGAGGCAUCAUAAAAGACUUUUCAUGCGCUAGAGACAUAAGUGUAUAAGAAACUCCUGAUGUGAAAUUCUGCAUGUGCAUUUGUUGCUUUCCCGUUUUCUUUGUUUCUUUUUAUCUCCACCACCCGCCCCCCCCCCCUUUUUUUUUUAAGUGGCUCGCGCAGAACAAAAUAAAUAAAUAAAUAAACAGAUAUUUCAACAUUACGCACAAAAAAAGCCGACAGACAAUGCACUUCUACCCAUCCCACCGGAAACGGAAAUUAAUGGGGCGAAAGCCUGUAUAACGAAUACGGAAGAAGAUAGCGCCGCCAAUUUGGUGUUGCAAGUUCAUUAACAGCUCAGUAACAGCGCAAUUUCACCUAACUUACAACACAUAAUAAAGUCUGCUUCCUUUUUUUUUUCUUGCAGUGUUUAUCUCUCUCUCUCUCUCUCUCUGUUUAAUAAAAUUACGACAGCUUUACAAGCCUACUUGUGAGUGUGGAAUUGGUGGUAGCAUAGAACCAUAUAGUCAAUUGUGAGUCCAAGCAUUUCGCAAAGAUGUCUCAGUUUAGUUAGAAAAGUUCAGUCAUGAAACAGAAUCGCAGAGAAGGGACAAACCAUCGACUUGCAUCGUCCACUGCCAAUUCCGAAAAACGGAAUGUACUGGGGGACGCGAAGUGAAUUACAAUAAAACACCAUAAACAAAAAAGCGUAUUUGUUUCAUUGAAAAAAAAAACUUUAUUUUUUCGGCGAACUUGGCGCACUAUAUAUGAUCACACGGAGUACUUUCAUUAUUGCAUUUUGAUAUGUUGUUUCAACCUCAAUUUGUCUUUUAUACCACAAUGGGGGAUUAAACCAGACUCGGGUGGAUGAAUCUAUCGGAUGCAGAAAUUAAAUUUAACUUGCAAAUGUGCGAAAACGUAUAAAUUUAAUAAUACACGAUACAUGAAAGUGAAUACGUGUAGCCUGAAUUGAAAUCCACUUAUUGGUUCCAACAGUGUGACAUGUUCGAAAGUGUUUUUUUUUUUCUCUUUAUUUGAACUAUAUGCUGGUGAAUUUUGAAGAACUUUGCUUGCUCACCGCCUAACUUAAGGCCACUCUA